Messenger RNA from Choloepus didactylus (southern two-toed sloth), 3187 nucleotides. It is a transcript of the gene C1H3orf80, whose product is annotated as chromosome 1 C3orf80 homolog. Lineage: Eukaryota; Metazoa; Chordata; Mammalia; Pilosa; Megalonychidae. The transcript has a single exon. The coding region runs from base 139 to 891 and encodes 250 amino acids. The record is from RefSeq and is a predicted model, not a curated record.
GCUGCUCCGGCCGCAGGUAGCUGAGGCGCAGGAGCGGCGCGCGCCGGACCCGAGCGGAGCGCCCGGGAGCGGUUGGCCGACACUCAAACAGACUCCCCAAUCCUCCGCCCCGGACGUUAUCAGAGGUUUGUGCGGGCCAUGUGGGCAUCCGGGGUCGCAGCUGAGGGCCUGUGGGUCGCACUGGCACCGCCGCCGUUGCUGCCGCUGCUGCUGCUGGCGCUGGCACUGGUGGCGCCCUCACGGGGCGCCGGGGGCGGCGGGGGCUGCGCGGAGCUGGCGUGCGGCGAGCGGGAGCGCUGCUGCGAAGCGGCCAACGCCACGGCGGUGCGCUGCUGCAAGCUGCCUCUUCACGCCUUCCUUGACAACGUGGGCUGGUUCGUCCGUAAGCUCUCGGGGCUGCUCAUCCUGCUCGUACUCUUCGCCAUCGGCUAUUUCCUGCAGCGCAUCAUCUGCCCCAGCCCACGCAGGUACCGGCGAGGCCAGGCGCGGCCCGGGCAGGCGGGGGUCUCGGGGCAGCCGGGGACCGCGGGGCCACCCGACGAUGACGACGACGACGACUUGCCCGCGCUGCUACACGACGAAGCGGCUGCCGGCUCGCAGGACUCGCUGCUAGACAGUGGUGGCGGCGGCCGCGGUGGCCGGGACCGGGGAGGUGGGGGCCGCCCGGCCACCGCCUGCGUCUCGGAGCACGAGCUGCGCGUAGUCUCGCCAGUCUUCUUGCAGUUGCCCAGCUACGAGGAAGUCAAGUACUUGCCCACCUACGAGGAGUCCAUGCGGUUGCAGGAGCUCAGCCCUGGAGAGGUCGUGCUGCCGGUGUCGGUGCUCGGCCGUCCGCGAGGCGGUGGCGCCGGAGGGCCCGAAGGCGACGAGGGCCACUUCCAGCUCAUCUGAACGCCUGGGGCCGCUUGGGGACCUCGCGGACAGAGCAGGGCUGGAGGCUGCGGGUGGGACGCGGCGGCCGGCUUGGCCGCUGCCAUCGCUCCUGACUCAGACGCCGCAUGGCACCCUGGACCCACCAUCCUUAGCCCGGCGAUGGGUGGGGAUCUCAUCCCACCCCCACCCCGCUGUCCCUCCGGAUCUUAAGUUUCCCCACGUUUCGUUCUGCCUAAAGAGACGUUUGGCAUGCUCGGCGGUAGCGGCAGACGAUCCCCGUGCAUAACUUCGAAGGUCGUCCUGGCUUUCAGCCUCGGCUCGGAAUGUAUUCACUGUAAGUGCCUGCUUCCCGAAUCAAAGCGAACACGUGAGCUCUUCUGUGUGUCGAGAGAAGGGCGGGUUCCUUUAGCGAUGAGGAGAAAGGGGCACAGUUACACUCCCUUCCCUCCUGCUUGGGCAGGUCGUGGUCUCCCAGGAGGGAGGAGCUGUUGUGGGGGAACCGCGUCCUGUGGCUGCUGCGUGAGGUUUUGGAAAAUGAAGCGCUUGGUUAUGAUCAAAUCUCUUACUUGUAGUGGAAUCCAAAGACACCCUUGGUCUCGUCCUGCCCAAGCAUCACAGCUGAUGGCCCACUUUUAGGGGAAAGAGGGUACCCGUAAUAACCGGUUACUUGCUGUAACCUAUCCAGGAAUACGGUUAUAUCCUAGACUGUAUUCAUAGUAAGGUACAGUGGACUUUUGAUUUUUCUAUAACUGAGAAGUUAUAUUUGUCUUUUAUUUUUAUAUUAUUACCAUGUAUCAAGUUCAGUAGGAGGGUAUUUCGGUAAAUUAAUGACAAGAAAAUCACCUUAUCACCUCUUUUAGGUCAUUAAUGGCCAAGAAAUUGCCCACACUCUGUUAUUAUUGCUCAAUACAAUAUUGAACAUUAUUUCAUUAAAAUGGAAAAAAAGAGACAUGGUCUAAUGAGAAAACUUAUGUGACAUAAACGUGAAGGGUAUCAUAUUUUCACUAUAUGAGAACAUAUUUUAUUUUCAGUAUGUAGUAUAAUAUGUAACUUUUUAUAACUGUAUACACACUGAAGUCUAGUUCUAGAUCAUUUGUCACAUAGGUUAUAUGUAAAAAUAAUCAAUACAUAUAUGCCAUACCAUGAAGCAUGAUGUCAUGCACUUUCCCCUCCAUUUUUCAUUUGGAAUACAUUCCACAACACCCUAUGAAGCCUAAGAACUUGUGACUUGUAACUUUUGUUUAAAGCCAUAAUUGUGCAGUAAUGUGCUAUGGAAGGAGUCAACCUGUCCUGAGAAAAAAUAAGUGUCAUUGUAUCAGUUCUAUCAUUCUGUGAAAUGUCCUUUAAGCAAAAGGUAAUAUAAAGUAAUAUAUUAAAAUGCAUUAUGUAUAAUGUACAUAUGCAUAUAUAUAUUUGUGUAUAGUAUACAAAUUGUAUGCUACAAUUAUUACAGUUUAUGACUAUCAUGAAAGGAAAAGGAGUAAAGCAAAAAUGGUUUCUCUGAUUGAGGAAGGUUAAAUAUUACAUCAAGAAAGACUAAACUGCAUCUCACGCAUGGAUCUUGUGAUUGAAAAUGUCUGACAGUUCUGAGAAAUCUUAAAAUGUAUGAAUUGUAUUAGAAGAUAACAGUUUUAAUAUUUUAAACUUCUAAAGGUUAAUCAUUGGAUGCAUAUUAAAACAGAAAAAUGUUUAAAUCUUUGUGCAAAUUUUAACAGAUGUAUGACUAUGUAGCAGUGUAUUAAAAUGAAAUGUACCGUUCAUUUAAAUGCAAUUCUAAGUUUUAAAUUGGGGUAAGUAUCAGGAGUUGAGACUAUAUCAAUUGAGAAUGGUACAAGAUUUAAUGAAAUCACAUUAUAUUGAGGAAUCAACUUAUUAAUGUUCAAAUACUCUUAGGUUUUUGUUACAUGUGGCUAUCUAUACCACCUACUGUUCAGACAAACUGGAAAGUUGCCUUAUUCUUGUAAAUGAUACUUCCUUUGAGGGUACACUGUUUUGUACACAUCUUAAAAUUCAUCCAUAUCUAAAACAUUAAUGUAAGUACCCAAGUACCAGAAUAUGAAACAUAUCCUAUGUGUUGUUACUACUAAAAACUUAUAGAACUUUACAACAAAAACCUGUUAAAAUACACUUAUCCCUUGUGUCAAGUAUGGAACACUUCUCUCCCCUAAAAUUCAGAAUGUCUACAACAUGGUAAUUUCACUUGAUACCAUCAUGCAAUAGGAUUCUAUUGAAUUUUAAAAUUACAAGUUUUUACUUAUGUUUUUUUCCCUGCACAUCAUACAAAUUUUUAUUCACAUCUUUUAGUUCAAUAAAA